AAUUGCAAAAUUUUGCUAAACAUUUCAAUUUGAUUGAUACUUCCAUAAGUGCAGCUGUAGAAUAUUAUUUACGUGAAUGGUUUAAACGUACUGAGAUAUCAUUUCCAUGUCGAUUGAUUCCAGAUCUUGGCGCAUACAGCACUCAGAUUGUAAACACUUCUGAUGCAUCAUGGGAAGGUUGAAGCUGAGCGCAUGCUUAAGCAAGGUUUACCGCUGACACCAACCAGGAACCAACUCGCUCCAUGCAGGACCAUAAAGAUAUCUCCUAAGACAUCACAAAUGGAUCCCAAUCAAGAAAGCAUCAGUGCAGAGGAAAUCACCGUCUCGAGAUGGAAGCGGUUUACUCGUACAGAUGGGCCGUGGUCUUGGCUGUUGUGUCUAUUACUUCUUACCAGCUGCCUCGUUGUCUAUGGCUGUUCUUCAACUUACGGCAUUAUGUUUCCUGGGGUUUUGGAAGAGCUGCAGUCUGGCAAAGCAAUUACAGCCAUUCCUGGUUCAUUGUCAUUGGCUAACAGUGGGUUAUUGGGUCCUAUAACUGGACAAUUUUAUGAUCGUUUUGGGUGUACCAGAGCGAUGUUGCUUGGCGGAUCCAUCAGUUUUAUUGGUCUAUUUACGUCAUCAUUUGCACCGAAUUCUGGUAUUCUAAUACUCACAUUUGGCAUGAUAUUUGGGUCAGGUUUGUCUCUGGUUUUUCUGAGCUCUUUACUGGUCAUACCGGAGUAUUUUAAGAAAUAUGCUUUUCAAGCAACUUCGCUGGUGUCUGUUGGUCCAGGGGCAGCAUUACUGGUGAUGAGUCCUGUUGUGCAGCGUUUGUUUCAAACAUUUGGUUGGAGAAAAAGCAUGAAAGUCAUGAGUGGUUUGGCAUUUUGUCCUUGUAUUGUGGGAUUAAUGAUGUGUGCCUUUAAAGGAAAGGAAGUACCAACAAGACACUCUUAUACUGAGCGAAACCGCCAAAACAGCGAUUUAGAACCAAGUAAAACGAGAUGUAAUGGACUCAUUAACGUGUCUGUCUUCAAAAACAAGGUUUAUGUGUUGACGUCUGUUAUGGUUACCAUCACAUCGCUGGGACAUAUGAUGCCGUUUGUUCAUUUGGCGAAAUACUGUGAAGAUAUUGGGAUUCCGAGUGACCACUCAUCAUGGAUCUACUUCUCGAUCGGUCUCUCUUCGUUAUUAUCAAGAGUCUUAGUAGGAAAAUACGGCAACACUAGCCUAAUAACACUUCCACAUAUCUACCAACUUGGUGCUUACAUCCUGGCUGUAGGGAAUCUAUUAUUACCUUCAUUAAAUGAGUUCUACUUGUUAAUAAUGUAUGGUAUCGUCAAUGGCGUUGGCGAAGGUCUUGUGUUUACGUCAUCUUUGCAUAUUGUCUUGGAUAGUCUACCAUCUCGAGGCAAGGGAGUCGCUUAUGGGAUAUAUGUUUUUUUUGUAUCUCUGUCUUAUGCAGCAGGCUCGCCCUUUUCAGGUUUGAUAGCCGAUGUGACUGGAUUCUAUAGUUAUUCCUUCUAUACCGCUGGUUCGUUAGAGGUCGUGGGCUCAAGUCUUCAAUUUCUUUCUCGUUUUCUUCACAAAAACAACGAAGAAAAAGAUGUUGAACAUUCUUCACAAAACUUGAUUGUCACAGAGAAGGAAACUGUUUCAUAAUAAUGCUUAUGAAAUUAUAAACCCUUUAAAAAUACAAAUGCAUUUGGACAUUCCGACGUUGUUCCGAUACCAGCGUUGGUCCACCAUUUUGAAUUUUUCUAAAUCUUUACUUUAAAUUCAAGCYAAUAAAAAGCACAAGAGUUUUGAGGAUUUUGAGAUAAAUUUAUGGAUGACGAUUAUUUUUACACGUGUCUGUUUUUGAUUGGUCAAAACCUUGUGACGAAAUUAGGAUCGCUCCAUGAUUCUGAUUGGUUGAAAACUCGUGACAAAAUGAGGAUCGUGAUUCUGGUUGGUUAACAUACCUUCUAAGUGUACGUUUGAAUAAUUUAUUUUAUAGUUUAUGCUGUAAAAUUAGAAACUUCCGUUAGUACAAUAAAAUGAGGAUGUUAUUUGAUUGGAAAUAAAAAUGCAGUAAGCAAUUAUUUGAGCUCACAGUCAGGGGAUUUUUAAAUAAUCAAGCUAAAGUGUCGACACAAUUAACUUAAUCUUCCCUGGACGUGAACUAUCUAACAAACGAACGUUAAUCUUUCUAGAAAACUCGUUCAAUGAUGAUGUUGUGCCGUCAAAGAAACGCAUGUCCCCUGGUGAGAGAAUUAUGAUUGUAUAAAGCAAUCAAUAAUCGAAUUUCUUCGUAGAGAUCUUUGUGACAUUGAGUUAUCCGGCAUAGAAAAAUGAAUCUUUAAGUAAAAUAUUUACCAUAACUAAUUUAGUUUGAUUUCCAAAACAUUCUGAUCUGUAAAUGGCUAGAAAGGUUAUGCUAACUUAACUCUCUUCUCCAGAAUAAAAGAAAGAAAGAAAGAAAGAAAGGAAGAAACAAACAAACAAAAACAAAACAAAGCAAAACAAAACAAGCAAAAA
Actinia tenebrosa (Australian red waratah sea anemone) is the source of this 2499-nucleotide messenger RNA. RefSeq names its product monocarboxylate transporter 10. The record is from RefSeq and is a predicted model, not a curated record. Gene Ontology annotation, molecular function: transmembrane transporter activity. Gene Ontology annotation, biological process: transmembrane transport. Lineage: Eukaryota; Metazoa; Cnidaria; Anthozoa; Actiniaria; Actiniidae.